AUGGAUUCCGCGUUCGGCCCCCACCCUCCUCGCGAGCCUCAGUCUCCGUGUCUCAGCUCAGCCACGUCCCCGUUCUUCCGGGACCGCGCCCAUGACGGCCUUCGCGCUCAGCAGCUGGGGUCGCUCUUCGCCGACCGCGGUCGCGGAGCCGAGGGCCGGGUGCGGGUUGGAGCCCAACUCGCUCGUGCAGCUAGCGCGACUCGCUUGGCCGCCGUCCGCCAGACGCACAAGCGUCCCACGCGGCGCGGAAAACCGGAAAAUCCGAGAGGCAAGGCAGGGCGAAGCGCACCCGAGAAGGAGCGGAAGGAAGACGUUUCAAGGGAAAUGAAAGGAUGGAAGGGAGGGAAGGGAGAAUGCUGCGAAAAGGGCGCCGCCGGCGACCCACAGACGCCGCGGAUCCGGAGGCGAGCCCCAGCCAGAGCGGUCGCAGAGCAGGCGGCGCAGAAGGCGGUGAAGGCCAGGCGUCCUUCGUUUGCCAAACUGAAUCGAGUAUCACGCGCAUCGACUCCGUCUGCGGCGUGCCGCACCGAGAAUGCGGCGGCGCAUGCUGAGGCGGAGAAUAUGGGGGCGAGGGCGACAGCGGACGCGCACGCGAGGAAUCCUCCGCAGCGGCGAGCCCACCUGGUGCUGGUAGAGUCGCCGGCGAAGGCGCGCACGAUCGCCAAGUUCCUUGAGGCCGAGACAGACGGCGCCGUCUUCCACGUGCGCGCGACGAAGGGUCACGUACGGCAACUUAAGCGCACUCUCGGCGCCGUCCAGGUUGGCGAGGAGACUGUCUCGUUCACGUGGGAGCCCGUGGAAGGCCCUCCUGUCCCUCUGGCUCGCGCGUCCGCCGCAGCACCCGCCUCUUCGCCCUCUGUAGCCUCGACCCCCACGUCGCGGCCUUCGGCUCGUGCGCCGGCUGCAGUCACAGAUACGGUAGGCGACGGUGAGACGGGCGCGGGCGGCGACACCUCAAAUGCCUCAAAGCGGCGACGGAGGAAGGCGGAAUCCGACGGCCUUACGAAGGGCAGCGAAGACGCGUCGUUCCUCCUGCGCACGCUUCGAGAGGUGCUUGACGACGUGGGGUGUAUAGACACUCUCUUUUUGUGCACCGAUCCCGACCGCGAGGGCGAAGCCAUUUCCUGGCACAUCUACGAGUCGCUCAAGCGUCAACAAGAAGCCGAGACCUCCGCUGUAUCCUCGCCAGACGCCGCGUUGCCACCGCCCUCGUCGCGAAGUCUUCUCUCGCGGAUCGGCAGCGUCUGCCGCGUGCGCCUCCUGGAGCUCACAGAGGCCGCCGUGAGGCAGGCGAUUCUGGGGAAGACGGCUGCCGGCGACGCUGCUGACAGCGACGGCGCUGAGAGAGACGCCGAUCCUGAGCGCGCUCGCGAGGCGGGGGACCCCCAACGUGGAAGGCAUGCGAACUCAGAAGCCGAGAACGAGGCGAGGGGGGAGGCGCAGCCAAAGCUUGCAGACGACGAGGCUCUCGACAUCGCGCGAUGCAAAUUAGGGCGGGAGGACCGACCUGAGGAGAGGGGGGAGGACGAAGUGAAGCUUCAGGGCCUCGACGCCGACCUCGUGCGCGCGUACCUCGCGCGCCUUGCGAUCGACUUCCUGGCGGGCUUCUCCCUCUCGCCGCUGCUGUGGAGGAAGCUGCCGGGGAGCAAGAGCGCCGGGCGAGUUCAAUCCGCGGCGCUGAAGCUCCUCGCCGACCGCGAGGCGGCUGUCGAGGCCUUCCGCCCGCGCGCAUUCGCCUCGGUGCAUGCGCAAGUCACUCUCGUCUGCGGCGCCCGCCGCAGGCCUACAGGCCCUGCCGACGCGCUCAGCGAAGGCGGCGCGGACGCAGAUGGCGACGCAGGCCCCAGGAGGCGACCCCAGGGACGCGGGGCGGAAGACGGGAGACGCGGAGGCAAGGCCCCGACGCACGUGACUCUCAACAUGACGCUCACGCGCUUCAAGGGCAAGCCUUUCGUCCCUUCCACGGCGCCCGCAUCGGGGCCUUCCGCCUCGCCUUCUUUGCCCUCUUCGCCCGAUGGCGGGUCGGCGCUCGGCUCGGGCUCCGCAGCUGCGCUGCCGCCUCAGCGCCCAAACGAGUUAGCGGCCCCCGAGGAGACCCUGAGGCGCGACGCAGGCAUCGAUCCCGACAGCCAGGGCGCCGGCGGGGGCACAUCCUCUGAGCCGCUCAAAAAAGAGGGCGACGGCAGGGGAGAGCCCCGCGACGCAGAAGCCGCCGCAGAGACGCGAAAAGGCACCGGUUGCGGGCGAAACGAGGAGGCGCGUGCGAUGAACCGAGGCGGCGAAUCGAACGCUGAGACCGCUGCUGACGAGGACGGGCGCGAGGGCCUCGCGGAGGAGACACGCAAAGUGCUGGAAGCCCUAAGAGAGAUGCAGUUCAAUCGCGGCCGCGUGGCAGUCUCCUAUUCAUUCCUCUCGCCCCCUGCGCCCUUCCGAACAGCGACGCUCCAACAAGCCGCCGCGCGCCUCCUCGGCUUCUCGCCAGCCGCGACCAUGAGACUCGCCCAGGCGCUGUACGAGGGCGUUGGCGGUCUCGGCGGCCUCAUCACUUACAUGCGCACAGACAGCUCGCGGCUCUCCGCGGCGGCUCGUGCCGACGUCCGCCGCUUCGUCGCCUCGGCCUUUCCUCCUGAGUUCCUGCGGCCUGAAGAUGCAGAGGGCGGAGAGGACGAGGGCACGGAAGCAGGCCGCCGGGCGGAGGGCGAUGCGCUGAAGCCGCACAGACGGAGAAACUCGAAAACUGAGGCGCCGCGCUUUGCGCAAGAAGCCCACGAAGCGAUCCGCCCCACGGACGUCAGUCUCCGGCCUGAGGACCUGCGUCGCUCUCUCACCGCUCGCGCCAGCGAUGCGAAGCAGGAAGAUCGCGGUGCGGUGGCUGUCGACGCCGAGGCUCCUGGCGGGUUAACCGACGCACACCUCGCGCUGUACGAGCUGAUUUGGAGGCGCGCCGUCGCCUCGCAGAUGUCUCCGGCGGUGCGGCAGUCCCUACGCCUCGCGCUGACAGCCGCCCCGCGAUCCGCGGACGCCGCGGAGGAGCCCAGCGCCGCCCUGGCGCCAGACGCCGCGGCCUCCGAAGGGGGCGACGCAGAGGGCGACGAAGGCGACGGAGACGCGCCGGGAGAGCCCCAGACGCGCCGGCGCGCCGCACGAGGCAAAAGCCAGCGCGGGGAGGGCGCCGAGGCGAGCGACACGCGCCUUGAAGCGGAAGUCCGCCGAGUGGCGUUCGAGGGCUACUUGAGCGUGUACGACUUCGCCUCCGCGCAGGCGGCGCUCCGUCGCACCGCUGCAGCUGCAACGCCGCAAGAGGCGUCGGCGCACGAGUCACAGAGCGAGGAGGGCGACCCCCAGGACGACGACGGCGACCACGAGGGAGAGCAGGAGACGCGCCCGACAAGCGAGGCCGGCGCAGGCGAUGCAACUCGCUCGGCGUCGUCUGAGAUCUUCGCCUUCUUCGAGGCGGCGCCUGGAGUCGCGCACGUCUUCCAUCCGCGGGAUUCACGGUCUUCCGCCGGCUCCUACCCCGCCUGUGCUUCGUCGUUCUCGCUCGACUCGCUGUGCUCCAUUUCGCCGGGGUCGCCCUGCUCUCUCGCAUCUCCGUCGGCUGCGCGGCCGCCUGUGGCGCCUGUGGAAUCUGAAGUGGGCUUGCCGGUGCUUUCGGGCGCGCUGGAAUUUUAUGCGCUGCAGCACUUCACGCGUCCGCCGCCACGGUUCUCCGAAGCUUCACUGAUUGACGCCCUGGAGCGCCUCGGGAUCGGGAGGCCCUCGACGUACGCCUCGGUGAUUGCUUCACUCUACGACCGCGCCUACGUGUACCCGCGAGCCUCUCAGGGUUCCGCGCACGCGCCUCGCCAGCCCGCGCCGUCGUCCGCUGCGCCUCCCGGCUCUCCGCGCGCGCGGCACGGGCGUCGCCGCGGCGCGUUGGUGCCGUCGCCGCGCGGCCGGUUGGUGUCGGCGUUUCUAGAGGCCUCGGUGCCCACAUUUGUGAGCGCGGCCUUCACGGCGCGGCUGGAGGAGGCCCUCGACGCGGUCGCCGGUCGCCGCGGGGACUGGGUGGCCGUUGUGCAGACCGUUUGGUCGCAGCUGAAGGAAAACAUCGAAAAAUCAGAAAAAAUUCCCCCGAAACAAAUCCGCGACGCCCUCGAGCAGACGCUCGCCACUAUGAUCUUUGGCGACGCCGCUCCUGCCUCGCACGAACCCCAAAACGAAGAAAAAGCUUCUCAAAAACUAGAAGCGACACCAGAAGCCGCGCGCGCAAAUCAAACGACGUCGAGUCACGACGCGCGGGGGCCAGGAGCGAACCCAACGGCCGGAGGCGCCGACGAGCCGGGAGACAGUGAAAGCAAAGACCGCACGCAAAACACUGGCAACCAGAGACAUGCAAGUCACGCCAGCAGAGCGCAACCUGCAGCGGGUGAGGUGUCGUCAUCACAAAACGCCGCUCACGUCGUCGCGCCAUCCCGGACGACUUCUGCUUCUCCCUCUUGUUCGCCUGCGUCGCCGCCGCAGUCUCCGCUCUGUCUUUCAGUGCCCAAGUCGCCGUCGGCACCUUCUGCGUCCUCCCCCGCGGAUGCCUCCGCUUUUAUUGCGCAGACUUCUGGGUUUCGGCCGCCGCCAUGCCCGGGCUGCGGCGAGGGCGAGUUGAAGCUGCGCGUUCACUCGCGCGGCAUUUUCGUCGGCUGCAGCGCGUACCCGAAGUGUACGUACAUCCAGCAGGUGCCUCCGCUGGACAAGGCGGGCGCCGACCCAGAGAAAAGCGAGGCGGAAGAAGCUUCUGUCUCUGAAGGGGAAGGCCCGAAUGAAGCGGUGCGCGAAGAAUGA
Messenger RNA from Besnoitia besnoiti, 4815 nucleotides. RefSeq lists its product as uncharacterized. Gene Ontology annotation, cellular component: chromosome. The transcript has 6 exons. NCBI's taxonomy places the organism in Eukaryota, Apicomplexa, Conoidasida, Eucoccidiorida, Sarcocystidae. The record is from RefSeq and is a predicted model, not a curated record. Gene Ontology annotation, molecular function: DNA binding; DNA topoisomerase type I (single strand cut, ATP-independent) activity. Gene Ontology annotation, biological process: DNA topological change. The coding region runs from base 1 to 4815 and encodes 1604 amino acids.